GCCGGGCCGGGCCUGAGCUCCGCCGCCGCCAUCGCCGCCUGAGCCGCCGCUGUCCGCGCUGCAACCAUGCCGCCCUACACCAUUGUCUACUUCCCGGUCCGAGGGCGCUGCGAGGCCAUGCGCAUGCUGCUGGCCGACCAGGGCCAGAGCUGGAAGGAAGAGGUGGUGACCAAGGAGACCUGGCUGCAGGGCCCGCUCAAGGCCUCCUGUCUGUACGGGCAGCUCCCCAAGUUCCAGGAUGGAGACCUCACUCUGUACCAGUCCAAUGCUAUCCUGCGACACCUGGGGCGCACGCUUGGGCUAUACGGGAAGGACCAGCGCGAGGCAGCUCUGGUGGACGUGGUAAAUGACGGGGUGGAGGACCUUCGCUGCAAAUACGCCACCCUUAUCUACACCAACUAUGAGGCAGGCAAGAAGGAAUAUGUGAAGGCACUGCCGGAGCACCUGAAGCCUUUCGAGACGCUGCUGUCCCAGAACCAGGGGGGCCAGGCCUUCAUCGUGGGCGACCAGAUCUCCUUCGCGGACUACAACCUGCUGGACCUGCUGCUGAUUCACCAGGUCCUGGCCCCCGGCUGCCUGGACUCCCUCCCCCUGCUCUCGGCCUAUGUGGCGCGCCUCAGCGCCCGGCCCAAGCUCAAGGCCUUCCUGGCCUCCCCUGAGCACGUGAACCGUCCCAUCAACGGCAACGGGAAGCAGUGAGAGUUUGCAGCACCCUCGGCGGGAGGUGGGGGCUGCCUGCCUCCCUUUCCUGGGGACCAAUAAAAUUUCCAAGCGAGAAGCA
Panthera uncia (snow leopard) is the source of this 781-nucleotide messenger RNA. RefSeq names its product glutathione S-transferase pi 1 (gene GSTP1). Gene Ontology annotation, biological process: glutathione metabolic process. The transcript has 7 exons. Gene Ontology annotation, molecular function: glutathione transferase activity. Gene Ontology annotation, cellular component: cytosol. Lineage: Eukaryota; Metazoa; Chordata; Mammalia; Carnivora; Felidae. The record is from RefSeq and is a predicted model, not a curated record. Bases 67 to 699 code for a protein of 210 amino acids.